GUGGGGCGCAUCCUCGCUGGGACGCGGACGCUGCGGAGCCCCCCCUCCAGCCCCGCCCACCCCGCUGUGCAGGCUGCAGUGGGUUUGUCCUCACCUCCUCCGGUUGGGGUGCUGUUUUACUUCGCCCACGGAUGUGACACGGUGCAGAAUCACCAACAACCUGGAGGAGACCUGUCGCCCUUUACAAGUAUGGGUGAAGUUGCCUCACUUCCGGUGUCAUGUGACUCUCCCGUAGUCAUCACAUGACCCAUUUACUCCGUGAUGCCGGAAUUAAUGCCCAAGGCUAAUCCCGGGUCUGUAACUACCCAAGUACCUGCAGCUCCGCUUCGAUUUAGGGGACUUUCUGUCCUCUCCGAGGCUGCGAACGCUGCCGUCUUCCCACCUGGGGAUGGAGCCUGCAAGUCCUUCCAGAGAGGAAUGUCCCAAGGCCCUGGGCAGGGUAGGCAUCAUGGCUGCCAGACUCACGGGAUUGCUUCUACUUCAGGCAGUUUCUUGGGCGUCAGGUGCCCGCCCCUGCAACCCUAAAAACUUUGGCUACAGCUCGGUGGUCUGUGUCUGUAAUGCCACCUACUGCGACUCCCUUGAUCCCCUGACCCUGCCUGCCCCUGGCACCUUCACACGCUAUGAGAGCACACGCAGCGGGCGCCGAAUGGAGCCGAGUCUGGGGACCAUCCAGGCCAACCAGACAGGCACAGGGCUGUUGCUGACCCUGCAGCCGGAGCAGAAGUUCCAGAAAAUAAAGGGAUUUGGAGGGGCCAUGACAGAUGCUGCUGCUCUCAAUAUCCUUGCCCUGUCACCCCCUGCCCGGAAUCUGCUACUCAAAUCAUAUUUCUCUGAAGAAGGAAUUGAAUACAACAUCAUUCGGGUACCCAUGGCCAGUUGUGACUUCUCCAUCCGCAUCUACACCUAUGCCGACACCCCUGACGACUUCCAGUUGCACAACUUCAGCCUCCCAGAGGAAGAUGUCAAGCUCAAGAUACCCCUGAUCCACCAAGCCCUAGAGAUGUCCCAGCGCCCUGUCUCCCUCUUCGCCAGUCCUUGGACAUCACCCACUUGGCUCAAGACCAAUGGGGCAGUGAAUGGGAGGGGGUCACUCAAGGGUCAGCCGGGGGACCUCUACCACCAGACUUGGGCCAGAUACUUUGUCAAGUUCCUGGACGCCUAUGCGGAGCACAAGCUGCAGUUCUGGGCAGUGACGGCGGAAAAUGAGCCUUCUGCGGGGCUCUUCAGCGGGUACCCCUUCCAGUGCCUGGGGUUCACCCCUGAGCACCAGCGAGACUUCAUUGCCCGCGACCUGGGUCCCACCCUGGCCAACAGUACUCACCGAGGCGUCCGUCUGCUCAUGCUGGACGACCAGCGCUUGCUCUUGCCCCACUGGGCCGAGGUGGUGCUGGCGGACCCAGAGGCAGCUAAGUAUGUUCACGGCAUCGCUGUACAUUGGUACCUGGACUUUCUGGCUCCAGCAAAAGCCACCCUGGGGGAGACACACCGCCUGUUCCCCAACACCAUGCUCUUUGCUUCAGAGGCCUGUGUGGGCUCCAAGUUCUGGGAGCAGAGUGUGCGGCUGGGCUCCUGGGACCGAGGGAUGCAGUACAGCCACAGCAUCAUCACGAACCUCCUCUACCAUGUGGUUGGCUGGACUGACUGGAACCUCGCCCUGAACCCUGAAGGGGGACCCAAUUGGGUGCGCAACUUUGUUGACAGUCCCAUCAUCGUGGACAUCGCCAAGGACACGUUUUACAAACAGCCCAUGUUCUACCACCUUGGCCACUUCAGCAAGUUCAUUCCUGAAGGCUCCCAGAGAGUGGGGCUGGUCGCUAGUGAGAAGAACGACUUGGAAACAGUGGCACUGAUGCGUCCCGACGGCUCUGCAGUUGUGGUGGUGCUAAACCGCUCCUCUAAGGAUGUGCCUCUCACCAUCAAGGAUCCUGCUCUGGGCUUCCUGGAGACGGUCUCACCUGCCUACUCCAUUCACACCUAUUUGUGGCGUCGCCAGUGAUGGAGCAGAUACCCAAGCAGAGGCCUGGGCUCAACAUGGGCAUUAAAGGGACCGAGUCAGCUCACAUGCUGUCUGUGGCUAACAGGGGACAGCAGGGCCUGGGCGAGUUUAAGUGAUGUCAGCCCAGGAGCAGUGGUUUGGGUAACUCACUCUCCCCUCCAGCUGGUGCCAGGGGCUGGAGGCCCCUCAGGAAAGGAUUGGGAAGCCCCAGUGCUCCCCCCACAAGCUUG
Myotis myotis is the source of this 2229-nucleotide messenger RNA. RefSeq names its product glucosylceramidase beta (gene GBA1). The transcript has 12 exons. Bases 389 to 1999 code for a protein of 536 amino acids. Gene Ontology annotation, molecular function: glucosylceramidase activity. Lineage: Eukaryota; Metazoa; Chordata; Mammalia; Chiroptera; Vespertilionidae. Gene Ontology annotation, biological process: glucosylceramide catabolic process. The record is from RefSeq and is a predicted model, not a curated record.